CAUUUCCAGUCGUGUACGGUGUCGGAUAGGUACGAAAAAUAAAUACUUGUCUUGUCUUGUCCGAACCAUGGAGUUUUUAUGAAAUCUUUGUAUUCAUUUAAAUUUGUAUUAUUAUGAUUUUUAAAUAUUUCAACUGCAACUAUGCGGCCGUGCCUGGUUUACUGUUUCUGCUACUACACGUUUACUCCACUAAAGGUGAAAACGAAUGUUGGUGGACGGGAUGUCAGCCAAAUACUUGGGCAGUGACCGGAUGCGGUCAGUACAAUCGAACGCAGGAAGACAUCAGGAGUUGCACCGACGGAUCGGAGUACUAUUGCUGUCCGAUUGAUGAAAAACCCAAGUCCUCCAAUGAAGACUGCUGGUGGACUGGUUGUCAACCAAAUACUUGGGCAGUGACCGGAUGCGAUCAGUACGACCGAGAGCAGGAAGACAUCAGGAGUUGCACCGACGGAUCGGAGUAUUAUUGCUGUGCGAUUGUUGAAGAGCCCGAGUCGUCCAAAGAAGACUGCUGGUGGACUGGUUGUCAGCCAAGUACUUGGGCAGUUACCGGUUGCGAUCAGUACAACAGAACAGAAAAGGACAAAUCGCCUUGUGACGGUGGUUUCGAGUACGAAUGUUGUGAGCUAUCCGACAAAGACACACACGACGACAAGGAUGAGAAACCUGUUUUCCUGGACGACUUCUGUUGGUGGUCCGGAUGUGUGCCAAAUAACUGGACGGGCGCCUAUUGCCCGUUGAAAACGAUUCUAAAUCAAACGGCGAUCUGUGACGAAGAAGAUGAUAGUAUUAUGGCCCAGUGCUGUACAAACAAUACCGGUAACGGCGACGAUGACGACGAAGAGACAUUAUCCGGAACGUCUUUUUCUGAUUUCGUUAAGUAUCUACUGAUGAAGAGCAACAACUUCACCAUCGUACCCGACAGACUGCGCUGUGACCUUGUAGACAUUAACAAAGAGAACGUCAUCAAGAUUAAAGACGAAGGGAUACGGGUUUGCGACUUGUGUCCGAAUUUCCCGCAACAACGUUACAAAAACGUGUUCUUGGACAAGGAACCCACCGACGAGUACGACAAUAUGGACUUUCCAAAUUGUUUUGGACUUUGCUUCGACACGAACAACUGCACGGCUUUCAGCUACGACCAUAACGCCGGACACUGUUACACAUUCGAUAGUACUGACGGAGAGCUCAGCGAGGAAGAAGAAUGGACCACGGUGUUCAUGACCCAACCGGUCGGAGUGCUGAACGAUUGGAUGUACUCGCGCCAUACCUCGGCAGUGGGUGCCAACCCUUUGAGCCAAGAAAAGGAAACUUCUUUUUUGUCUUGUUUGAGUAAAUGCAACGACCAAAAUUACUGCACCGUCGUGUCUUAUUUUCUGCUGAACUCCACGUGCACUACUUACGGUAACAUCGAAAAUGACGUAGAGCGAGUGGACUUCGAGUACGGCUACGUUUCCGCUUUUCGUACGGCGGAUUUGCCUAUAGGCGAUACGAAAACUUGGAGGUUCGUCGAAACCGGAGAUAGCGUGCUGUCGCUGAAAUCAACGACAAGCCUAAGCACAGGACAAUGUUCGUCGUUCAUCAACGACACUCACGGUAGUUAUUUCUCCAAGCCUUGUUUCACCACCUCGUUGGCCGGUUGCGACGUCAAUACUGGAUGCAAAACGUGUUACUACCCCGAACAAACGGAUCAAACGGAAAACCUGAGCAUUUGUCCUGACAGCGAUGUCUAUUUUUUGGAUGACAUAAAACAAAUAAUAUACGCUGAAAUGGAAAACUGUUUGCAAACAACGGAAUGCAUGGGCUUUGGGUUGAACUCGAAUCAAACGGAUAUGAUUACCCUGACUACGUUCGGACAAUUCCAGUAUGACAAAACGUUCAUGUUGAAGUUCCCCAAACAAACCUUAGGAGUUCACGCCUAUCUCAAGGACUACGAUUUCGUCGAAAACCUGGGAGUAGUUGCGAUCGAAGGCGCGGAAAGUGAAUUAAAAAUUUCCAAUGAGGUGACGUUCGACGAGUGUAUGUCUGAAUAUAAGGGCUCCACCUAUAAUCGUAUGUCAUAUUCUAGACAAAAAAAGGAAUGCAUUCUGUCAUCCGACGUGGUAAGUUUAAUGGAAAACCAAAACCUUUUGACUGUGUUUAAAAAACCUUCGUUAGAGUCUUCGUCGGUGUAUUACUUGCGGACUCCAGGCGUACGGUUAAAUUCGUCAUUGGCCACUAUGCAACGUGAUUGCAAACGAAAUUGUGAAGAAGUCUGUUCCCACGUGUGCAAUCAGCCGUCCAACGCUUGGUGCGCUUACAUAUCUAUACAAUAUUUACCCAACUCGUCAAAGUGCUAUUUUUUUGAAAUUAACGACGAAGCCGAGUUGAACCUCCAGCCAUCAGAAAGUGCCAUGGUGCUUGUAGCGCAGAGCAAAUCGAAUUUUACCUUGGCCGGACUGAAUCAGGUGAACCCAUUCUCUGGCGAUGAAAAUAUGCUAUUUAACUGUUUUGCCAGUGAUAACGAGCAAACUCAGACCACCUUAUCGGUAUUUAAUAAGACAGAAGAAACGGCAGUGUCGAUACGUAAAAAGAGGGGAUUUUUUAGUUUUAUUGGUAAAGCCAUAAAAAAAGUAGGUAAAGCUAUAGUUGGAGCGGUGAAAGACACAGUAAAUACAAUUGUAGAUACUGGUAAAGGAGUAGUUAAAGCGGUUAAAAAUGUAGUCAAGGGAGAUUUCGAAGGGGCGAAAAAGGCAAUAACAAACAUACCGAUCGUUAAAGACGUCAAAAACGCAGUUGAACUGGGUGGUGCUGUUCUGGCUGGAGACUGGGAUAAAGCCAAAGAAAAGGGAUUAGAUCUUCUAGGUUCUUCGUUGGUAGAUGUCGGUCUGACUAUAAUCGCUCCAGGCGUAGGUAAGAUCGUUGGAGCGGGUUUAAAAGGAAUAUCCAAAGCUGGGAAAACGGCUCUUAAAGGGACAAAAAAUACAAUAAAAAAAGCUGGGAAAAAUACAAAACCCAAAAAAGUAGAUGCUAAAAAAACGGAGAACGAAAAAAAAAAAAAAGAAGACAAGGAAGAGUGUAAAGCACGAUCUAAACGAGCAAACGGCCAAAAAAAAAAUAACGGGUGCAAGGGCAGUAAAAUAUGUGCUAUGCCGAAAGCUUCCAACUCCUUGAACGGUACAUUUAAAGCUUGUAAAAACAAGGAUGUGGGUGAGUAUUGUGAUUUUGAAUGUAAACCUGGUUAUGAAGAGAACAAACCUACACUCGAGUGUUUAAAAGCAAAGGAUAAAGACGCAGCUUGGUCACCAAAACCAUCCUGCACAUUAUACACAUGCGAUCAGACAGCUUUUCCUGUAAUUGCCGUUAUGACACCAAAAGUUAAGGGUUUCACCUCGAUAUCAAUGGGCAAAGACAUUGUCUCCUACGUAGCGUUGUUCGAUAAAUCCCGUAAACUUCCCGUGUGGUCGGCUUCCUUACUUCAGAGCAAUGAGUUCAAUUCUAAAAGCUAUAACGAUGCAAAAAUAGUUGAACGGGAAGAUGGUUUUUUCAAGUAUCCCUGCAAAGAAGUAAAACCACAUCAGUACGUUACUGACGAUUACAAUAAAGGUGGAUACGAUCGUGGACACUUGACUCCGGCCAAUGUCGCUCGGUGGUCGAGAAAAGCUAUGAAAAGUACGUUCGCGAUGAUUAACAUCGCUCCUCAGCAUAGUUACAUAAACCAGCAAGCGUGGAAAGAUCUAGAGAAACAUGUGUUGUGUUUUAGUGAGGACAAGCGAACCUAUGUGGUGACGGGUGUUUGCAAAAAAACCCUGAAGAAAACAGACGGCAAGACUAAAAUCGACGUGCCUGAUUGUUUUUGGAAAAUGUUGUGCUACAACGACGAGCAGGGAGAAGCGCAAGUCGUUGGUUUCAUGGCAAAGAACUCAGAUUUUCCGCCAGAUUCUUAUGACAAGCGAAAAGAGGAAAUAUUCACUCCAGUUUCGCAAACGGAAAUCAAUAAGCUAUACGACAGUUCAUCGCACAAUCCGUGGCUUAAGUCGGUGCGACUAAGCGUAGGAAGAGGAAUUGGCACUCAACCCGUAUCCAGUGAUACUAACAAUAACCAUCAGGCUAUGUGGUUGCCCGUGAACCCCAACGACUGUAAGAAAGCGAUGGACUUAUCUCAGGAAGAGGCACAAGGUUGGAAAGACAAACUGUUGGGUACAGGUACAAAACAAAAACGUGCCGCAACAACGAGACUGAAAAGAGGAUGUACCAAGUCGGAAAUGAAAGAAUUAGACGAGUUGGACGAAUUGUUUAAAACGCGUGCUGUGGUGUCACAUGACUACGAUGAAUCGGGGUCUGGCGAAGACAUGACUGGAGACGGAAGCGUAGACGUUUCAGUACAAAACUGUGGUAAACGUAUCGUGGGUUACUAUACCUCAUGGGGCGUGAAAAAGAUCAACAGCAAAAUUUUGUCCAAGCUCACCCACGUGAUAUACGCUUUUAUGGAGAUGCACAGUGACGGAUCGGUCAGCAUAGGAACGCCAGACAAAGCGCACAGCGAAGACGUAGAAGAAGAAACAAAAAAAUCUCGCCAAAGAUUAGAACACCUUAUGAACUUGGCCAAGUUUUUUCCGCAUUUGAAAAUCUCGUUCGCGGUCGGCGGAUGGGAGAAUUCUCAGUAUUUCAGUAAAAUGGCUUCGUCGCCUCAAAGCAGAGUGGUGUUUAUCUCGUCCGUUAUAAAACUCAUUCAAAAAUACGGUUUUGACGGCGUGGAUGUCGAUUGGGAGUACCCGGUAACCGGUGGUGCCGUCGAAGGAGUGCCGGCAGACAAAGACAAUUAUGUGCUUCUCAUGAAGGAACUGCGUCAGGCCUUGGACUCGUACAAAGCAGAAGCAGGUCGAAGAAGCGAUUUUCUGAUAUCUUUUGCCGGCGCAGCGGGUCAGUGGACUUUGGAUCCCGGGUUCGACUUGCCAGGGCUGCUUAAGUACGCCGACUUUGCCAACGUGAUGACGUAUGAUUUCUUCGGAGCUUGGUCAAGCAAAUGGGGUGCGUACACGGGACCUCCCGCCCCUCUGUACUUUGGGAUGCCGCCGAGGUUUUCCGGCAAGACAAACGUCGACUGGACCAUCAAGUACUACACUUGCAAGAGUAAGUUACCGCACAAGAUCAACAUGGGCUUGCCGUUUUACGGCCGGUAUUGGAGUAACGUGGGCGAUUCGGUGGACGGCAAAGACGAAAUGUGGCGGACGGCCAACGCGGUCGACGGUGUUUUCCAAGGUGGAUACACGCCUUGGUUUAAGCUACAGCAAGACCAUUUGGACGACAAUCGGUUCCAACAGCGUUUCCACGAGAAGAGCAAAUCGCCUUACGCAUGGAAUCCGUCGACAAAAGUGUUUUUGGGCUACGAAAAUGAAAAAUCUCUGUCUUUCAAAGUGAAGUACGCUGCGGAUAAGAACGUCGGUGGCCUGAUGAUCUGGUCGGUCGAUUUGGACGACGACCAACUGACGAUGUUGAACGCUGUUUACAAAGCACCGUUAUGCGACAAAACCGAUCCCAACGAUGUUAACCACAAGUGUUCGCCUAUUGACGAAAAGCGUUGGUGGACCUCCGAAGACGGCGAUGAUGUCGCAGGGCUGUGCGGUAGAUCGGCUCCACUUUAUAAAGGUUACUAUCCUUUGUGCGAUCCGGACGACCCGGGAUACAGCUGCUGUGGCCCGUCCGGCUAUUGCGGAUCCGGCGAGAAGUACUGCGACUGCCCCUCGUGCAAGGAUUACGGGGAAACCCCAUCGCUAAUUUUGGAACGUCCGAUCAAACCUACCGUGCCGGUCACUUGGUAUUUCUUGAACGCCGAAGACGGCUUGCGCGGCCGGUGUGGCCGAAAAAUACCGAAAAUCAACGGCGUGUUCCCCACGUGCAAUCCGGACGACGACAACGCGUAUUGCUGCUCCAACGGCAAUUACUGCGGUGAAUCCAGCGAUUACUGCGAAUGUCAGGGAUGCGUUAACUUCAAGAAGGACCCCACUUACCGGUUCGGCCCGAAGAAAUGGUGGACCCAGGAAGACGGUUCGGAAAGGGCGGGCACGUGCGGACCCAAAGCCGACAAGGUCGAUGGCGUUUACGAAGCCGAGUGCGAGCCGAACACCAAGUUCAGCUGUUGUAGUCCCAACGGUUAUUGCGGAUCCGGCAGCGACUAUUGCGACUGCAAAGGCUGCAUACGUUAUUGACAACGGUGUAAUAUAUUUUAACAAAAAUGAAACAAGUCCGACGGAUAAAAGCAUUAAUUUUGAAUAGUUUCAUUUGAAAAAAAUAUGUUUUCGAUGAAUAAACCAACUGUUAUUAACAAUCAAACACUUAUAAUUUAAACGGAUUACAUUAACACUUGAAUUUUAUUUUUAAUGUUAUAUUGUUUGAUGU
Messenger RNA from Adelges cooleyi (spruce gall adelgid), 6375 nucleotides. RefSeq lists its product as uncharacterized. The record is from RefSeq and is a predicted model, not a curated record. The coding region runs from base 114 to 6185 and encodes 2023 amino acids. NCBI's taxonomy places the organism in Eukaryota, Metazoa, Arthropoda, Insecta, Hemiptera, Adelgidae. Gene Ontology annotation, molecular function: chitin binding; nucleic acid binding; hydrolase activity, hydrolyzing O-glycosyl compounds. Gene Ontology annotation, biological process: carbohydrate metabolic process. The transcript is spliced from 8 exons.